This is a messenger RNA of Kogia breviceps (pygmy sperm whale), 3466 nucleotides long. The record is from RefSeq and is a predicted model, not a curated record. NCBI's taxonomy places the organism in Eukaryota, Metazoa, Chordata, Mammalia, Artiodactyla, Physeteridae.
UAAAAAUGCCCCCAAAAUGGAUUAAAGGGAUAAUAAAUGCUGCUGAUUCCCUACUGCAUUGAUAUUUGCAAAAACAGGAGGUUAAGAGGGAAACUACCUAUGAAUUAGUCACUGCCAUCAUCUACCUGUGCCACAGCUUGAUUAUUGACAUUUGUGUCUAAAGGUGUUGAACCCAGGGACGUUAUUACCCAUGAGAGUAUCACGUUGCCCUGAAAAGAAUUAAAGCAUUUACAUCUUGAGGCAAAAAUCUUUUAAAACACAACUCUGGAAAUCAACAGGCCAGCUGACUCUUAGGAGCAGGGAAAGAAGGAUGAAGAAGGAAUGGAAGUGGCCUGAAUCAUGAAGUUUAGAUUGUUCUGAUGGUUUCAAUGCCUCAGAGAAAUAUUUUCCAAUUGAAAGCGUAUUUUUAGCCAGACUAUCAAAGUAUUUUUCAACUGGACUGCCACUGCACUUGAACUUGGAAUCUUGUAACCUGAGGAACUGCACUUGGGAAAAGGAGAAUCUUCUAACAAAUGGGAAAUUAUAAAUCCAGACCAACGCAAACUUGUACUGAUGAAUGGAAGAAGAAAGUCAGUGAAUCUUAUGUUAUUGUAAUAGAAAGAUUAGAAGAUGACCUGCGGAUCAACGAAAAAGAACUUACAGAACUAAGGCAUAUAUUUGGUUCUGAUGAUGCCUUCAGUAAAGUCAAUUUAAAUUACCGCACAGAAAAUGGUCUGUCUCUACUUCAUUUAUGUUGCAUUUGUGGAGGCAACAAGUCACAUAUUAGAACCCUUAUGUUAAAAGGUCUCCGCCCAUCUCGACUGACAAGAAAUGGAUUUACAGCCUUGCACUUGGCAGUUUACAAGGAUAGUGCAGAAUUGAUCACUUCUCUGCUUCACAGUGGAGCUGACAUACAGCAGGUUGGGUAUGGCGGCCUCACUGCCCUGCAUAUUGCUACAAUUGCUGGUCACCUGGAGGCUGCUGAUGUACUACUGCAACAUGGAGCUAACAUCAACGUUCAAGAUGCAGUUUUUUUCACUCCAUUGCACAUUGCAGCAUACUAUGGGCAUGAACAGGUAACCCGCCUCCUUUUGAAAUUUGGUGCUGAUGUAAAUGUAAGCGGUGAAGUCGGAGAUAGGCCCCUCCACCUAGCAUCUGCAAAAGGAUUCUUUAAUAUUGCGAAACUCUUGGUGGAAGAAGGCAACAAAGCAGAUGUCAAUGCUCAGGACAAUGAAGAUCAUGUUCCACUCCAUUUCUGUUCUCGCUUUGGACACCACGAUAUAGUGAAGUACCUGCUCCAGAGCAAUUUAGAAGUUCAGCCACAUGUUGUUAAUAUCUAUGGAGACACCCCUUUGCACCUGGCAUGCUACAAUGGCAAAUUUGAAGUUGCCAAGGACAUCAUCCAAAUAUCAGGAAUAGAAAGUCUGACUAAAGAAAACAUCUUCAGUGAAACGGCUUUUCACAGUGCUUGUACCUAUGGCAAGAGCAUUGACCUGGUUAAAUUUCUUCUUGAUCAGAAUGUCAUAAGCAUCAACCACCAAGGAAGGGAUGGGCACACAGGAUUGCACUCUGCUUGCUACCAUGGUCACAUUCACCUGGUUCAGUUCUUACUGGAUAACGGAGCUGAUAUGAAUCUGGUAGCUUGUGAUCCAAGCAGGUCUAGUGGUGAAAAAGAUGAGCAGACAUGUUUAAUGUGGGCUUAUGAAAAAGGACAUGAUGCAAUUGUCACACUCCUGAAACAUUAUAAGAGACCUCAGGAUGAAUUGCCUUGUAAUGAAUAUUCUCAGCCUGGAGGAGAUGGCUCCUAUGUGUCUGUUCCAUCCCCUUUGGGGAAGAUUAAAAGCAUGACAAAAGAGAAGGCAGAUGUUCUCCUUCUAAGGGCUGGAUUGCCUUCACAUUUCCAUCUUCAGCUCUCAGAAAUUGAGUUCCAUGAGAUUAUCGGCUCAGGUUCUUUUGGGAAAGUGUAUAAAGGACGAUGCAGAAAUAAAAUAGUGGCUAUAAAGCGUUAUCGAGCCAACACCUACUGCUCCAAGUCAGAUGUGGAUAUGUUUUGCCGAGAGGUGUCCAUUCUCUGCCGGCUCAAUCAUCCCUGUGUCAUUCAGUUCGUGGGUGCUUGCUUGAAUGAUCCCAGCCAGUUUGCCAUCGUCACUCAGUACAUAUCAGGGGGUUCUCUAUUCUCCCUCCUUCAUGAACAGAAGAGGACUCUUGACUUGCAGUCUAAAUUAAUUAUUGCAGUAGAUGUUGCCAAAGGUAUGGAGUACCUUCACAACUUGACACAGCCAAUUAUACACCGUGACUUAAACAGUCACAAUAUUCUUCUCUAUGAGGAUGGGCAUGCUGUGGUGGCAGAUUUUGGAGAAUCAAGAUUUCUGCAGUCUCUGGAUGAAGACAACAUGACAAAACAACCUGGGAACCUCCGCUGGAUGGCUCCUGAGGUGUUCACACAGUGUACACGCUACACCAUCAAAGCUGACGUCUUCAGCUAUGCUCUGUGUCUGUGGGAACUUCUCACCGGCGAAAUUCCAUUCGCUCAUCUCAAGCCAGCGGCUGCCGCAGCAGACAUGGCUUACCACCAUAUCAGACCUCCCAUCGGCUAUUCCAUUCCCAAGCCCAUAUCAUCUCUGCUGAUGCGAGGGUGGAAUGCAUGUCCCGAAGGAAGACCCGAAUUUUCUGAAGUUGUUACCAAGUUAGAAGAGUGUCUCUGCAACACUGAGCUGAUGUCUCCUGCAUCAAGUAACAGCAGUGGGUCUCUCUCACCUUCCUCUUCUUCUGAUUGUCUGCUGAGCCGCGGAGGGCCUGGCCGGAGCCACGUGGCAGCUUUACGGAGUCGUUUUGAAUUGGAAUAUGCUCUAAAUGCAAGGUCCUAUGCUGCCUGGUCCCAGAGUGCUGGACAAUGUGCCUCUCAAGGCCUGUCUUUGGAGGACAUGAAGAAAAGUCUUCAGUUCUCACCCAUUGACAAAUAUGGCUACGUGUCUGAUCCCAUGAGUCCGAUGCAUUUUCAUUCUUGCCGGAAUUGUGGCAGCUUUGAGGACAGCAGCUGACAGCAUUCCGCAUUUACCUAAGAAGAGUCUUCCCCCAAACUGACAGCAACAAUUCCAACCCUGGCAGCCUUGCUUCCAUUUAUAUUUUACCCUCUAAGGUCUCCUUAAAUUGGCUUAUUCAUACUGGUCCUAUUUAAUACCCCACCACAAGUUGGGCUUUAGAUUUGUGGCUGAGGAAUGAAAUGCAAAAGAGCCAAAACAGAAUGUAUUUGAAGAAUUGUUUUUAAUUUUGUAAAGGAAAAAAAUAAUUUUAUAUUGUUGUUUGGAGAUGGGGCCUUAGUCAUUGGUGGGGACUUAACAAUUGUUAUGUUUUCAUAGACUGAAUUAAGUAGACGUGUUUGAGAGACAUGCGUUUGAUUUCUUAGAAUAUUGUUCAUUUUCUUUUCUCAUUAUGUUACUUAAAGUGUCCAGCUCUGUGAUUAAAGAUUCUUUGGUGACAUACAAAA